Pyrenophora tritici-repentis Pt-1C-BFP is the source of this 801-nucleotide messenger RNA. The record is from RefSeq and is a predicted model, not a curated record. NCBI's taxonomy places the organism in Eukaryota, Fungi, Ascomycota, Dothideomycetes, Pleosporales, Pleosporaceae.
AUGCCAUACAAUAAUCAGAUCGCCGCCCUUCCAUUCGGAUUGGUUUUGAAGUGGUCGGACGGCACGCGGCUUGAAGAAGUGGCGGCAACCUUGAUGGCACGGUCUGCGGGCUUUCCAGUACCAAAGGUCAUCUCAUACGGCGAUCAUCCUAAAUCGCCUCGUGCACCGAUGUCAAUACUCAUGACCCGCAUACCGGGAAAGGACAUGGGUGACCGUGAGUUGUAUGAGAGCAUGACCGAUGACGAACGUGAAAGCAUAUUCGCAGAACUCCAAUGCAUCCUACAAGUCAUGCGGAAAUGGACAUACCCAGGGGGCAAAAACCAGAUCUGUUCUGUGUUGGGUACUGCAAUCAGGAGUGUACGCAUCCCCAAUCAUGCAGACGGACCGUGUCAAUCUGAAUCUGAAUUCGACGAACACCUGUUCAGUUGCAUCUCCGGCCACAGUUUCAACUCCUGGGAGAAGUUCGAAGAGACGGUGGAGAUCGCCGAAAGACUGCGAAAAAUGCGCCACCCCAUUGUUUUUACUCAUGGCGAUUUCAAACAUCACAAUGUUAUGAUUAUGAAUGGCCAUAUCACGGCUUUCUUGGACUGGGAAUCUGCGGGCUGGUAUCCAGACUAUUGGGAGUUUACUACACUGUUGAGAUUUGGCCGGAAAGACCAUUGGUGGAAUAGUGGGUGUGGAGACUGGGCGGUGAAAGAUACGCAGCGGAAUUGGAAAAAAGCUCUGUCACAGAAUCCACCAAGUAACGUAUACCAACUGUUGGAUAACAAAAAGGCCGACCUUCUUGCUACAAUAGCAUGA